Molecule: messenger RNA, 1695 nt
Organism: Scheffersomyces amazonensis
Lineage: Eukaryota; Fungi; Ascomycota; Pichiomycetes; Serinales; Debaryomycetaceae
Exons: 1
Coding region: 320-1207 (295 amino acids)
Source: RefSeq, a predicted model, not a curated record
AGAUGAUGAAGAUGAAGAAGAAGAGACUGAUGAAAUUUCAAGUAAUAUUACUCAUAAUAGAAAUGAAUCCAUAAGUUCUACUUCUGAAGAUCCAAGUAUCAGUAAAGUAAGUAGUAAUCCAAGAGGUUCAGUUGAUAAUUCAAGUAAAGUAAAAUCAAAUGAUUCUUAUGAUAAUCUAACAUCAAAUGUUUCAGGAAACAAUAAUGAUCAAUCAUUAGAUAUAAUCGAUUCAGAUGAUAAUAAUAAUGAUGAUUUUAAUUAUUUUUUCCAUAUCGCCUUAACACCUUUAGAGUGUACCCUUAUUUGUUCAACAUCAGUCAUGAAAACUUAUUUCAAAAAUCCUAUAAAGAUCUGCCAAGAAUUAAAUUAUGAUGAUGUCAAAGUUAUAGACCAAAAUUUCUUAAGUUUACAAGUUGAUAGUGAUGGAAGUUUUGAUAAUAGUUUAAGAAUUCUUGAAUUGACUAAACCAUUAUCAGAAAAUAAUAUAUCAUUAUUCUUUUUAUCAAGUCAUUUUAGUGAUAUUGUUUUAAUACCUUAUAUUUUUAAAGAAAAAGUUAUUAGUAUUCUUACUAAAAAGAAUUUUGAAUUUUCCGAUAUUUCCAAUAGUUAUAUAAUGACACCUAAUGAUCUUAUAGAUCCGUCAAUGUUAAAUGAUUCUGAUGAAGAUAAAGAAUUAGGAUCUCAACGAUUUGAAAAUAAGACUUUUAAAUUAUUUAAAGAUUCUAAUAUUAAACCUAUAGUUAAUAGAAAUGUUAAAUUAUUAUUAACAGGAGCAAGAGCAGGAGAAGUUAAUAAUACAAUAUUAAAAACUGCCAAGAUAUUAUCUAGUUUUAAUUCUAUACCUGAUUAUUAUGCUAUCACUAGAACUUCUAUAAAUGAAGUUUCAUUAAUUUUACCUAAAUCUUCAAAAAAGAGAUUAAGUAUGGGAUUUGAUUCUAAAAAUAUAAUUGGAUCAACUCAAGAUAUAAUUAUUCCAAUAACAAUUGAUUUUUCUAAAUUACCAUUGGAUUCAACUGGGAUUGUGGCAGGGGUUGCCAGUAAAUUAAUUAAUGGACUUAAAAAGUAUAAUGAUUCUACUAUUGAGAUGAAUUAUUUUUCAAUGGCAAGAUCUGGUAUGAUUAUGAUUCCUAAAGAAAACAUUGAUGUUAUUAGUGAAAUCCUUAAUAAUAUCGAUUAUGAUAUACCAAUUGAUUCCUUAACAAUUUAAAAUUUCACUAGUUCAUUUCAUUAAUUCUCUGUAUUAUUAGUUAUUGUAAGUAGUAUUCUUUCUUUCUUUCUUUUUCUUCUUUCUUUCUUUCUUUCACUCUGGUUAUAGGUUUUUAACAAAAAUAAAAUAUUCUUUAAUUCUUUCAAUUGGUUAUAUAUCAAUUAAUUAGUCUAUUAACUUUAUAAGUAAGUUGAUGUAAAAACGCUUUCCAUAAUGGGAUAUGAUCACGUAAUGAUAACUGUUUAACUUCUGUCCAUACUUGUAUACCGAUGGCUAGUAAUACAACAAGUAUAACUAAUUGGAAAAAGCUCUUAAAGAAACAAGGUACACCCAUACUGUAUGAUGAAAACUAACUAUAAGUAUACGUAUAUAUAUAGUAAUAUAAGUAUACGGUAAUAUAAGUAUACGUCGUAUAUGUAAAGUAUACGUCGUAUAGGUAAAGUAGUGCGACGUAUAAGCAACUAGUCGGUAUUUGUUAGUAUCAGAGA